AUGGACUUUCAGUAUAAUCAUAAAGAUGAUUUAAGUUUUCAAGACAUUAAUGAUGACAAUAAUGCAUAUGGAUCAAUUAAUCCUCAAAACUACAAUGAUGAGAUAAUAUUUUCGCAAGAUAAUGUCAAUUCAUCUAAUACUGAAGAGGAAGAAGAAAGUGAUAAUGAAUACAAUUAUGAAGAGGAGGAAGAGGAGGAAGAUAAUAAUGAAAACAAUGACGAAGAGGAGGAGAAGGAAGGUAACAAUGAUGAUAAUAAUAAUCAAGUGGAAGAGAAACAUAAUAACGAUGAAGAGGAACAUAAUAAUGAAGAGGAAGAAAUAGAUCAAAUUGUUGAAGCGUUAGAUGAAGACAAGUUACCGUUCUGCAAUGGUGAAUUUGCACUGUACUUUAAUAAUUAUACAACUAUGGCAUUAUUUUGCUGGCUUCAGAAGCAUAAUGUUUCUACAAAAGUAUAUGAAGAUCUUGUCAAUAUCAUUCACAAUUCUCAAUUUGAACCUAUCCAUGUGGUAAAAAAUAUCCGAAGAUUCCAAUCAUGGAGAAAAUGUCUUCCUCUCCUACCAAUAAUAACAAAGUCUAUUAAAAUUUCACCAAAAAAAACUCCAUCAACCUCACAAGGAUCAAAACUUUCAUAUCAACUCUCAAUUAGUGAAAUUAUAUGGCAUGUUUUUAAUAAUCCGAUGCUAAUGAAGCAUAUGUAUUUUGAACCUGGUAUUAAUUCUGAAGAAAAAUCAGAAUUUUGGCAUGGAAAUUUAUGGAGGGAAUCACCACUUUUUGGACAACACGAAAUAUUAAUAUCAGAAGUAUUGUACCGAUCUGGUGAUUUUGUUUACUAUCAUGAUGAUAAUGGUCAAAAAAAACUUGAAAGAUUAAGAUCAAUUUUAAAAAAUGAUGAUGGAUAUUAUCAGUUACGAAUUCAAAAAAUUUUGGAAUAUAGUGAUUUACCUGGAAAUUUAAAAGGGUUACCAGGACAACGUCAUUCUAUUACUGGUGAAGUAUGGUUACAAGAUGAACCAUUUUUAAUUAUAAUGACUUCUCAAAUUUUAAAAAAAGUAACCAUAUUGAUGAUGUUUCAACAUCAAAAUAUUCCUGAUAGUUCAUUGCGGAUUAGUAAAAUAAUUUAUAAAUGUAAUGACUGUUGGCACGUUCGUAAUGUAAAGCUUUCAUACCUACAUCCAUCUGAUUACAUUUCUAUCAGAAAUCCACCAUCAUCAUUUAUACCAAUCUAUAAGCUGUUUUUAGAUCUUUAUUAUGAUGAUUUUGGUACAUUUAGAAAUGUAUACCAUUCUCUAGGUGGUGUUUAUGUACAGUUUGGAAAUAUGCCAGCACAUCAAAGAAAGCUAAUAAAGAACCAUUUUAUUGUUAUUGGGUUUAUCUCAUUUGGAGGAAAAUUUGACGAAUUUAUGAUACCAUUCAUUUCAGAAAUGAAGGAAUUAGAGAAAGGAAAGGUGAUGACUGUCCAAGGAUAA
Molecule: messenger RNA, 1467 nt
Organism: Rhizophagus irregularis DAOM 181602=DAOM 197198
Lineage: Eukaryota; Fungi; Glomeromycota; Glomeromycetes; Glomerales; Glomeraceae
Source: RefSeq, a predicted model, not a curated record